AUGCAUGCAAUUGUCGAUUCCACUAAAUCUGGAGUAUCACCCUAUUUGACAGCUAUAUUAGGAAAUUUCUUCCAGUUGUCACAAAAAACUUAUUUGCAAAAUACAAGUGAUACGUAUUCGGAUAGAAUUUUUAAAAAAGAAGAACUUCAUUUAUGCGUUUCCAUUAAUUUUCAAGGACCUGAAACGUUCCCAAAGCUGCAUACAAAAAAGCUUUUUGGAAUUAAGGAAAAAGGAAUAAACGGAAUAAAUAACAGUGUCUCAUUUUGGGGAACGUUUAAAGCUUUUCAACGCAUGAAAACGCGGGGAGAUCUCAAACGUAAUUUUUAUAGAAAUGACUGCAAAAAUACAAUCAUACUUGCAUUAAAAACAAGAAACCUAAAAAGCAUUGACAUUAAAAUAAUAGAAUUGUUCGUUCCAUCUGAGCUUUCAGCAAAAUUUCACUUCAAAGCAACCCUAUGGAUUGUUCCAUAUACAACUUAUUAUUUGAAUGUUUGUGAGUUUAUUUACUGCUACCCUCAAAUAGAGGAAAUUAGACCACUUUUUGAAUGUAAAGAAAAUGAUAGGAUUUUAUGCAAAGGAAAUAAGGACCUUUACUGCGAGUUGCUUAUUCUCAAAAAAAAUUUCGCAUUUAUGAGGGGUUCUGGAAACUUUUGCUUUAUUAAGCUUAAUAGUAGAAAUUUAAGAACACCUACUUAUUUUAUUUUUCGUUUUAUUUCAAAACUUUUAAAGGAAACGUAUUCAUUUAUCAAUCGACACAAACUAUUUACCUGGAUGAUAGUCAAGCCACAAAACGAUUUUGGGGCCCCCAUAUCAAACAAGGAGACUUUGAUACCUUCUUUGAGUGUACUUAAGUCGGUAUGGAGUUUUGAAAAGUUUUGUCUCCCAAUAUUUGAAAAAUACGUGUCAAGAAGGCCCAUUAAGUGCAGGUCUAACAUUCAGGAAAGAAAUCAGGGAAGUUGUCCUCUUGGAUCUUACCUCUUCGUUACCAUGAAUAUGAAGCCACAAGUUUUCCCUGACUUCGGAAGAAGUCAUAAUAAUGGGGUCGAUUGUGGUUUAGAGGCCAUGUCAAUGCGAGAGAGCACAACAACCGUGCUUUUUAACACUCGUGAAACCAAAAGAGGAGAUGAACAAAUAACUGCAGGAGUACAGAGCGAUCGACUAAGGUGCUGUUUCGUUUUAGUUAGUGUAGUCCAUAAAAUUAAAAAUGCUAGUUUAGAAAUAAAAGGUGUAGCAGAGACAUUCCUUCUUAAUUCGAAUACUUCUAAUGCUUCAUUAAAAAGACAGAAUCUAUUGGAAGCAUGGUAUACUAGGACAAUUUAUACUUUAAAAGUUGUAAUAGGAAUGAUCACCUCUACUUUUCCCCUCCCUAAUAGAAUAAAAAAGCGUGUUAAUUUUACGAAAGUAUAG
Molecule: messenger RNA, 1407 nt
Organism: Echinococcus granulosus
Lineage: Eukaryota; Metazoa; Platyhelminthes; Cestoda; Cyclophyllidea; Taeniidae
Exons: 13
Coding region: 1-1407 (468 amino acids)
Source: RefSeq, a predicted model, not a curated record